This is a messenger RNA of Rhipicephalus microplus (southern cattle tick), 2135 nucleotides long. RefSeq lists its product as uncharacterized. Gene Ontology annotation, molecular function: protein binding. The record is from RefSeq and is a predicted model, not a curated record. NCBI's taxonomy places the organism in Eukaryota, Metazoa, Arthropoda, Arachnida, Ixodida, Ixodidae.
GCCAGGCGGUCAACCGGGGUAAACGGAUCACCUGCGACCUCGGCGGAAUGCGCUCGAUACCGACUCAGCACAUGGACAAGGACAUCCGCGUGCUGCAGAUCACCGCGCCAUCAGAGCACCCAAAUGAACUCAUCAUCGGAAGGAUAUUCCUACAAUUUACUGCUCUCGAAGAGGUGCGGAUCACGCGCUCAAAUGUGCCGGCCAUCGGUGACAGUUCUUUCUGGCCAGGAAAGAGGUUACAAAUACUCGACCUGAGCCACAACAACAUCAGCAUCCUUCGCGACUCUGACUUCCGUGGCUUGUCGGAGCUGCGACUGCUCAACCUGAGCCACAACCACAUCGCGCGGGCGCCCUCGGCGCCUUUUCGAUUCCUCUCCAACUUGACGAGCCUCAUCCUGUCGGAAAACAAGCUAGAGGCACUGGCACCUCGCUUCCUUUACCUGUUGCCGAGGCUGCAGAGACUCGACCUGAGCGGGAACCCCCUCAGGAGCCUCGACCCAGAUCACCUGAAGGACGUGCGGCCACUGAGAGUUCUCGGCCUGGCCCGCUGCCAACUCACGAGGCUUCAUUCGCUCAUCUACCAGCACCUGUCGAACCUGGAGUCCCUAGACCUGCAGGACAACCAGCUGAUCAAGUUGGCGCCCGAAGAAUUUCGCCAUUUGCGCAAGCUGCGGGUGCUGAAGCUGGACGGCAAUCGGCUGGAGAAAAUACCCGAGCGAGUACUGGACGGCCACUCGCUCAGCCAGCUGGGUUUGUCCCGCAACCAGCUGCAGUCGCUCGACCCCUGCGCCUUCUGCAACGCGUCCGUCGAGGAGCUGGACCUGUCGCGCAACAGGCUGCAGUCGGGCGAGGGCGACCCACUUCGGCCCCUCGCUUCGUCACUGGACCGGCUAGACCUGAGCUGGAACCCGCUGUCCGGCGACGCCGCCGCCGCUCUGGUGCGCUCCCUCAGGCGCCUCAGCGUGCUCCGCCUCGAGGGCCUCGGGCUGCAGAGCCUGCCCUCGGAUACAUUCAGCGGCGUGCGCACCCUGCGGGAGCUGGGGCUGCGACACAACCGCUUCAGCAGCCUUCCGCCAGGCCUCCUGACGCCCCUCAAUUCACUCGAGGGCCUGGACCUGGCGUUCAACCGUAUGCGCGGGGUGGCGCCCGAGGCGGUGCGCGAGCUCGACUCGCUGCCUGCGCUUUCGCGGUUUACGGCGCAUGACAACCCGUGGCAAUGCAAGGAGUGCCAGGUGAUGGAGCUGUCACGCUGGCUUGCCGAGCGGCCACUCGACUGUGGUGGUCCUUGCCCCACGUGCGCUGGCCCGUCCAACUUGGCCGGACAGUCACUCGCGUUUCUGCCCGUCCACGACCUAGAGCCCUGCCGGGAACCCCUCGUCCAGCGGCGCCUCUCGCGGGCCGAGUCCCAGGUGGGACUCAUCGUGGCCAUCAUCAUCAUCAUGUUGCUGGUCACGGUCAUUGUGGCCACAGUGGUGAUCUACAGGCGCCAGGGCGCAGUGUACUACACGCACGAAGACGACCGGCGCAUGUCCUGCACCGACGUGAAGCGGCCCUCGAUCGUGGCCACGCCGCCUGCCGACGACAUCAAGGACUGCGCCAAGAUAGCCGCCUGCUGAAAGCGCUUCGAAACGGCUCGUGCUCUUUGUGAUAGCCAGCCGUGCCAGCAUCCAGGACAGUGCGCAGAAAGCACAGGCUGUGUUCCCUAAGUCAGCUAACGGCUGCCGCUGGCGGUUUCAUCCGCCCGCCUACACUCGUUUGUGGCUACCUGCCGAACGGACAUUGCAGGAGUUUGCGGCUCCGAUCUUCAGCACGCGCAUGUACCGGUGGCUAACGCGCAUUACAGAAAACGUGGCCGAGGUGCGUGGGACGCUAAAGCAAUAGAAGUACCCCCGUAUAGCUGCAGAGUGCAUGCAGCUGGCAGUCGUGCAAGGUAUCAUCUUGCUCUCACCCGCAACGUAGUCAGCCCAUGUCCGCUGACCUCGACCGGGAUGGGUGUUUUCGGUUCCUCGACAUACACAUAGUCGUGCUUUGUCGCUGUAAGCGACAUUGCACCAACCCUUUUGACAUCAACUCAGCGUGGGUGCAUUAUUGGGCAUUUCUUUCAAGACAGCUCUAUAAACUAGCGUGCCUGAAAA